Chinchilla lanigera (long-tailed chinchilla) is the source of this 4573-nucleotide messenger RNA. RefSeq names its product ubiquitin protein ligase E3C (gene Ube3c). Gene Ontology annotation, biological process: protein polyubiquitination; ubiquitin-dependent protein catabolic process. NCBI's taxonomy places the organism in Eukaryota, Metazoa, Chordata, Mammalia, Rodentia, Chinchillidae. The record is from RefSeq and is a predicted model, not a curated record. Gene Ontology annotation, molecular function: protein binding; ubiquitin protein ligase activity.
GAAGAAAAAGCUUCUCUUUUACAUCGCACUCAGGAAGAGAGAAGGAAGAGAGAGGAAGAAAGGCGAAGAUUGAAAAAUGCAAUAAUUAUCCAGUCAUUUAUUCGAGGGUACAGAGACAGAAAGCAGCAAUACUCCCUCCAAAGAAGCGCGUUUGAUCGCUGUGCCAGUGCGGCACAGUUGGGUGGCACCUUCUCCCUUGCCAAUGGCCCCAGCCUUACCAUCCUGGUGAGGCAGCUUCUGUUCUUUUACAAGCAGAGUGAAGACUCCAAGCGUUUGAUAUGGCUGUACCAGAACUUAAUCAAACAUAGCUCUGUGUUUGUCAAGCAGCUGGACGGAUCUGAGAGACUGACUUGCUUGUUUCAGAUCAAGAGGCUGAUGAGCCUCUGUUGCAGGUUGCUACAGAACUGUACUGACGACAGUUUGAAUGUUGCUCUCCCGAUGCGGAUGCUUGAGGUGUUUUCCUCCGAGAACACCUAUUUGCCUGUCCUGCAGGAUGCCGGCUACGUGGUGUCAAUCAUUGAACAGAUAUUGCACUACAUGAUUCACAGUGGGUAUUAUAGGUCUCUUUAUUUGUUGAUUAACAGCAAGCUUCCAUCAAGUAUUGAAUAUUCUGAUUUGUCUCGAGUUCCUAUAGCAAAAAUUUUGUUGGAGAAUGUCCUAAAACCAUUGCACUUUACGUACAGCUCCUGUGUAGAAGGUGCAAGGCAGCAAGUUUUCUCAGCCCUCACAGAAGAGUUUCUGGUGGCACCUUUUACAGAGCAGCUGUUCCACUUUGUCAUCCCGGCGUUAGCAGACGUGCAGACCGCUUUCCCCUACGCACCCUUUCUGAAUGCACUGUUGUUACUAGAGAGUAGAUGUUCAAACAGCAGUGCUGGAGCACCUUGGCUUUUCUAUUUUGUUUUAACUGUUGGCGAAAACCAUUUGGGGACACUCUCGGAGGAGGGCCUCCUGGUGUACCUGUGCGUGCUGCAGACCUUCCUUUCCCAGCUGCCUGCCUCGCCUGCCAGCACCAACUCCCAUGACACCUCCAGUGACUCCGAGGAUGAGAAUGAGGAGGCUGACCAGCCUACCACGCCGGAGGAUGGCCGACUGUCCGCCCGUUACAUCACCGAGGAGUGUCUGAAGAAGCUGGACACAAAGCAGCAGACCAACACCCUGCUGAACCUGGUGUGGCGGGACUCGGCCAGCGAGGAGGUCUUCACGCAGAUGGCCUCCAUCUGCCACACGCUUAUGGUGCAGCACCGCAUGAUGGUGCCCAAAGUCAGGCUUCUCUACAGUUUAGCCUUCAAUGCCAGAUUUCUGCGGCACCUUUGGUUUCUUAUUUCUUCCAUGACAACGCGGAUGAUCACAGGGUCCACGGUGCCGUUGCUCCAGGUGAUAUCCCGGGGCUCUCCCAUGUCUUUUGAAGACUCCAGUCGAAUCAUCCCGCUCUUUUACCUCUUCAGCUCUCUGUUCAGUCAUUCGCUGAUCUCCAUACAUGACAACGAAUUCUUCGGUGACCCCAUAGAAGUUGCAGGUCAGAGACAAUCAUCCAUGAUGCCUUUCACGCUGGAGGAGCUGGUCAUGCUGUCUCGCUGCCUUCGUGACGCCUGCCUAGGGAUCAUCAAGCUGGCCUACCCAGAAACAAAGCCAGAGGUUCGGGAAGAGUACAGCGCUGCCUUCCGGAGCAUUGGUGCCACAACCAGCUCUGAGAUGCAGCAGUGCAUUCAGAUGGAGCAGAAACGCUGGGUCCAGUUGUUCAAGGUCAUCACCAACCUAGUGAAAAUGCUGAAGUCCAGAGACACCAGGAGAAACUUUUGUCCUCCAAAUCACUGGCUGUCAGAACAAGAAGACAUUAAAGCAGAUAAGGUCACCCAGCUGUACGUGCCAGCGUCCAGACACGUGUGGAGGUUCCGGCGGAUGGGGAGGAUCGGCCCGCUGCAGUCCACUCUGGAGGUGGGAGUAGAGUCACCGCCGCUGUCUGUGUCUGAGGAGCGGCAGCUCGCCAUCCUGACAGAACUGCCCUUUGUGGUCCCCUUUGAGGAGCGCGUGAAGAUCUUUCAAAGGUUGAUUUAUGCAGAUAAGCAAGAAGUUCAAGGAGAUGGUCCAUUUCUGGAUGGAAUUAACGUCACAAUAAGAAGAAACUAUAUUUAUGAAGAUGCUUAUGACAAACUUUCCCCGGAAAACGAGCCUGAUUUGAAAAAGCGGAUCCGUGUGCACUUGCUCAAUGCCCAUGGCCUGGAUGAAGCCGGCAUCGAUGGUGGUGGUAUUUUCAGAGAGUUUUUAAAUGAACUCUUGAAGUCAGGAUUUAACCCCAACCAGGGAUUCUUUAAGACUACUAAUGAAGGGCUUCUGUACCCCAGCCCCGCUGCGCAGAUGCUUGUGGGAGACUCUUUCGCCAGGCAUUACUACUUCCUGGGCAGGAUGCUGGGAAAGGCUCUCUAUGAAAACAUGCUAGUGGAGCUCCCCUUCGCUGGCUUCUUCCUGUCUAAGUUGCUGGGAACCAGCGCAGAUGUGGACAUCCACCACCUGGCCUCUCUGGACCCUGAGGUCUACCGGAACCUGCUGUUCCUCAAAAGCUACGAGGGAGAUGUGGAGGAGCUGGGGCUGAACUUCACCGUGGUGAACAAUGACCUGGGGGAGGCUCAGGUGGUUGAACUAAAAUUUGGUGGGAAAGAUAUCCCUGUGACCAGUGCCAACCGCAUUGCCUAUAUCCACCUGGUGGCUGACUACAGGCUGAACAAGCAGAUCCGCCCACACUGCCUGGCGUUCCGACAGGGCCUAGCCAAUGUCGUCAGCCUGGAGUGGUUGCGGAUGUUUGAUCAGCAGGAAAUUCAGGUAUUAAUUUCUGGUGCACAAGUUCCCAUAAGUCUGGAGGACCUAAAAUCCUUUACAAACUAUUCAGGAGGGUAUUCUGCUGAUCAUCCUGUCAUCAAAAUCUUUUGGAGAGUUGUAGAAGGUUUCACUGAUGAAGAAAAGCGCAAAUUGCUCAAGUUUGUAACAAGUUGCUCUCGGCCCCCUCUCUUGGGUUUUAAGGAGCUGUACCCUGCGUUUUGCAUUCACAACGGGGGCUCCGACCUGGAGCGGCUGCCCACAGCCAGCACCUGUAUGAACCUGCUGAAGCUGCCCGAGUUCUACGACGAGACGCUCCUGCGCAGCAAGCUGCUCUAUGCCAUUGAGUGUGCGGCUGGCUUCGAGCUGAGCUGAGCUGAGCCGAGCCGAGCCGAGCCGAGCCGCCAGGCACCCUGGGCCGACCAGACUGCACCGCCUGCUCCACUGCGCGCUCAGCGCUCCCAGGCACCCACUUCUUCCCGGCCCCGCCCUCAUCGCUCUAGGUGGUGGUAUUACACGCGGCCAUGUUCAGGUGCGCGUUGCUUCCCGGUAACCUAAGUAACUGUUAGGCGCCGUGUGGCUGGUCAGUAGCUUUGCCAAGAAGAGCAGUUUUAGCCCAGUGGCAGCGCCGUGAAAUUAGCCAAAGAUGAAGCUGUAGCUCUGUUGGCCCGGAGCGGGUCCGCCUGGCCGCAGCCACACAGCCCUCAGCACAGCCUGAGUCUCAGCACACUCUGCCCGUGCGCUCAAUGGUUUACAGGCCUGGUUGGUAGUACUGAAGGCGUUUCAUCCUGCUGCCUUGGCCCGAAGUGGUUGGGUUUGGAGAACAGAUAAUAGGAGUGUUACUUCGUGCUGUUUAAGCCAUUUCCCCAGGCGGGACUAGCAUGCUUGUGUCCACGUCACGUCGACCUGCCUUGUGACGGCUUGGAUGUUGCUGUGUGGGGUGUGGUGCUGCCUCACUCCUCGCUUGUCUUCAGCUCCACUCUUCCUGGAGAGCUCCUGGGAGGCAGAAGAGGGUCCCGCGCCGUGCAUGCGUGUCACCUGCAGUGAGUGGCCGCCGGGGAGAGGAGUUGCUGCAGCUUCUAUUAAAGUCGUUUGAACCAAAGUGGUGGGCUGCAUCUGUCCAUCACCACAACCCUUGCUGGCCGGGCCACGCCACGCCGCCCCCUCCUGGGCACCCUGGGGUAACACGUGGGCCCUUGGUGCCCUCUACCCCAAACUGCUGCUUAGACACAAGGACAGUGUCCCCGGCGCAUUGGGGCUGGGGGUGCUGGGUGAUUCUCACGUAGGCACUUUAUUGGGACCUGACGCGUCGCGGGGCGACUUCAGCUUCUGCAGGCAGCCAGCAGGCAGGAGCGCCAGCUGUGGCUCGGAGCAUGCGGUGUGGACCACACGCGCGGACACUGGAGGAGGACCCCAGCCUGACCUUGCCACGCCUGGUGUCGCGUGGCAGGGUCCUGGGGCUGCUAUAGGUUUCACCAGAACUAGCAAUAUACUUCUCAGUGUGCAGAAACUGAUGACACUUUUACGACAAUGACCAUUAAAACAAAUGUAUAAUUUCUUAAUUUGAAAAUAAAUUAAGUGUUUAAAUGCUAUUUAUAGUCUUGAUAUACAGAAAUAAAUAGUGUUUAUCUGGUUUUAUUUUUACUUUCUGCUGUUUAUGUUGAACAUUCUGUAUCUUCUUACUAGUUGAUUCGUGUAUUUUGGCAUCAGUAUUUUCAAAGUGAAGUGUCUGAGACUGAAGAGAAAUGGGCAGUUAUGCUUA